Messenger RNA from Funneliformis geosporum, 198 nucleotides. NCBI's taxonomy places the organism in Eukaryota, Fungi, Glomeromycota, Glomeromycetes, Glomerales, Glomeraceae. The record is from the annotation of a GenBank genome assembly.
AUGGCUAAAAAAUCAAGGAAUAAUAGACGCAAGACAGCAGGUAAGUUCACUACUAACCCCACACAGUAUUUGCCAUUAUGCAAUCUGACCAAGUAUGACCAUACAUAUGAUAGGGCAACUGACCUUAUCACUGUCACAAAUAAAAGACAGGAUAGAGUUGUAGGCGUAUUUGAUUAUCCCGAGCUAUGUGAAUAUAUG